Messenger RNA from Chenopodium quinoa (quinoa), 534 nucleotides. RefSeq lists its product as uncharacterized. The coding region runs from base 1 to 534 and encodes 177 amino acids. The record is from RefSeq and is a predicted model, not a curated record. The transcript has 4 exons. Lineage: Eukaryota; Viridiplantae; Streptophyta; Magnoliopsida; Caryophyllales; Amaranthaceae.
AUGCAGCUUGGUGAUGGGAAUAAUCAUUAUUUUUUCUCAGUCAUGAAGCAAAGACAGAGCAGAUAUAGAAUUGACGUUAUCUAUACUGAACAAGGUGUUCUGCUGAAAACCCCUGCUGCUAUUGAAGAUGAGAUUACAGAGAUUGACUUGGCUCUUAAGGGCAUUGACAAUACUAAGGCUCGUGGGAUUGAUGGUUUCAAUUGUUUUUUCUUUAAAAGAGCUUGGAACAUUGUGAAAUCUGAUGUUUAUGCUAGUGUUAUGCACUUCUUUAAUACUGGCAACAUGAUGAGGCAUUGGAAUUGCACUACUGUUACCGUAGUUCCUAAGGUGCAGAACCCCUCUUAUGCCAAAGAUUAUAGGCCAAUUGUUUGCUGCUUGCUGCUGUCUAGCAUAAGAUUAUUGAUAGUGCUCAAGCUGGGUUUAAACCUGGUUGAUCUUAAAAAAUCUUAUGAUUCAGUUGAGUUGAGCUUUCUUAAAACUGUUAUAGCUGAGCUCAGCUUUCCUGCUCAAUUUAUCAGUUGGAUUAGGGGCUAA